AUGCUUCCAACCGGCCUUCGCCACGUUGAGAAGCCAAGUAAACAGCUGCUCCGUAGGCCUUGGUGCUGGCAUCGCCGAAAACAUGCAGACUCCUCGCAACCUCCGUCAACGGAGCUGUGGCACCUGUUAGCUUCUGAGGUAGCCGGAAAUGGACAUGCUGAGCGCGUACUUGAGACGGAGAACACCGGUGGAGGGCCUAUAUAUUACAUGCCUCAUCAUGCUGUCAUACGAAGAGAUCGGGAGACGACUAAAGUACGCAUUGUAUUCGACGCUUCGUCAAAAUCAUCUGGUGCAAUCUCUUUAAAUGAAGCUCUUCACGCUGGACCCAACUUGAACCCGGAUGUUCUAGACUUGCUCCUUCAGUUCAGGGCAUAUCAAAUAGCUCUUACAGCUGACGUCGAAAAAGCAUUUUUACAGAUCGUACUCGAUCCACAGGAUCGCGAUUCUUUGCGCUUUCUUUGGUACGCCACUGCGCCGAAGGCAGACGAGGCUUUGCCUCCUAUUGAGACUUGGAGAAUGAUGCGGGUACCGUUCGGCGCAAAGUCCAGCACGUUUUUGUUGGCCGCCACUAUCCGACAUCAUUUGCAAUCUGUGGUUUCACGAUAUCCUCGAACGGCUUCUCUUCUAUCAAGUCACUUUUAUGUGGAUGACCUGGUUGUCGGCGUGGAUUCCGUUGACGAAGGAAAUAUGCUCUACCGUGAAUCGCGUGACAUCCUUAUUGAACCUGGGAUGAAGCUCGUCAAAUGGACCAGCAACGACAGCACCCUGUGGAAGUUAUUUCAAGCGGAAGGCACUGCUUCAUCAUCCACCACUUCCCUUAAAAAGGUGCUCGGACUCAAUUGGGAUAUCGACUCUGAUGAGAUACAGCUCUCCAUGAAAUCAUUAUCCGAUUUUCUGGAACGUCCGGUUGCCACUAAGCGUUACGUGCUUCAGGCUGUUUCUCGGAUUUUUGAUCCUCUGGGCUACGUGGCGCCGUUCGUCGUUACGGCCAAGAUCCUACUGCAAGGCAUCUGGCUUGCUAAGCUUCAGUGGGACGAUCUCCUUCCUGACAACAUAAGGUCUGUAUGGAGUAAUUGGUGUCAAGAGGUGCCUAGUCUGGCUCGUUUCCGGCUACCUCGGAAGCUAACAGGUGCCACAGCUCCGUUGACGGAGGUUGCGAGGAGUCUGCAUGUUUUCGGCGAUGCCAGCACCAAGGCCUACGGAGCAGCUGUUUACUUGGUUUCUCAACGUGGCGAAGGCCGAUUGGAAGCAUGUCUUUUGCUGGCCAAAACCAGAGUCGCCCCGGUGAAAGCAAUGUCCCUCCCACGCCUCGAGUUGAUGGGCGCCGUUCUAGCCUCACGACUGCUUAAGUUUGUCCAGCAGACGUUAUUCCUUUUAGAUGUGGAAGCCAUCUUGUGGACAGACUCGGAGGUUGCUUUGCAUUGGAUCCACGGAUCUCCCUCGGCGUGGAAACCUUUUGUACGGAACCGCGUUGCGGAGAUUCAAUCUUCUACGCAAACCCACCAAUGGAGACACUGCCCUGGUCUUGACAAUCCUGCCGACCUUUUGACGAGGGGUGUGUCAUGCCGACGCCUUCUGGACACUACGUGUUGGUGGAAUGGCCCGAGUUGGCUGUGCAGUCCUGAAUCCUGGCCGCCAGGUUGGCGCUCUACAGCCAAUGCUCCAGGAGAUGUCUACUCCGAGGCUAAGACCCCCGACGUUCUCGCAGUGAUGACAGUGAUCAACGAGCCCAUCCUGCAAGUACGAAAGUACAGCUCGUUCUCCAGACUGCUCCGGGUUACGUCAUGGGUGCUACGGUUUGUCCACAACAGCAGGAGCCCUUCUCUCAAGGACAGGGGUAUGCCAAGUUCAGAAGAGAUUAAUGCGGCAGAGCACUAUUGGAUUAGAAAUGCUCAACGUGAGGCUUUUGGGUUGCAGCCUACCACCCACACUUCUCUUCGGAACGCCUCCUUGUUUCACGACGACGAAGGGAUCCUCCGCAUGCAAGGACGUCUCCAGUACGGUGUCUUUCCUGAUGCAGUCAAGCAUCCUAUAGUCUUGCCCUCGAACCACCCUAUCACAGCCAUGAUUAUCAGGCACAUUCGCGUGUUUGAAGAAGCACAAACGCUUCUUACGUCGGCUCGCCUACAAAAAGAUUCACAAGAAUCCGCAACGUUUGAAGCGCUAUCUCUCUCAGUAGCGAGGGCAGGGCGUUCUUUCGAGAGUGACAACGUCAAAGGGAAACUCAUACUGCAGGCACGGUAUCGCAUACUCAAGCAGUACGGAUUCGAUCCCUACGACAAUAAAAUCAAGACGUCUGAUGCUACAAAUGACUUUGAUUAUUUGCUCCUUUCUCCAGAGGUUGAUGAAGAGGAAGCGGAAAGGGUCGUCUCAGAAUUUAAUAAGGUUAUUUCCUGUGAUCACAAGGGUUGUGUCUCCGUUUCGGGCAAGCCCAUCAGGCACUCCUCUGUUUACGCACUCGUCAAUUAUUUGUUGCAACGUAAGACGGGGAAGAAACCUUCCUGGUUCCCCAAAGUCUCAAAGCUAUUGCACCUGAUUUCCCUCCCCAAAUCUCGCAAGCGUCAGCAGCAGCAGCAGCAGCAAGACUCAAUUGCGUGGACGCCUUAUGGAGGGAUAUGA
Molecule: messenger RNA, 2619 nt
Organism: Ornithodoros turicata
Lineage: Eukaryota; Metazoa; Arthropoda; Arachnida; Ixodida; Argasidae
Exons: 2
Coding region: 1-2619 (872 amino acids)
Source: RefSeq, a predicted model, not a curated record